This is a messenger RNA of Ornithodoros turicata, 1607 nucleotides long. Its product is annotated as sodium-coupled monocarboxylate transporter 1-like. Gene Ontology annotation, molecular function: symporter activity. Gene Ontology annotation, biological process: transmembrane transport; sodium ion transport. The coding region runs from base 141 to 1565 and encodes 474 amino acids. The transcript is spliced from 14 exons. Gene Ontology annotation, cellular component: membrane. Lineage: Eukaryota; Metazoa; Arthropoda; Arachnida; Ixodida; Argasidae. The record is from RefSeq and is a predicted model, not a curated record.
UGAAAGCAGAGAAGCACUUCAGCAUGUUUCUCUGGCUUCAUGUUAUUCGUUAAUUACAUAGUGUGCGGUGAGCAGUUGAUUGACUCAUUAGUGACUCUUAUUAGUACCUGGAGCUGCGUUUCAACCGGACAGUCAGAACCAUGUGCUCCGUGGCUGCUUCAUUUCAAAUGAUAAUCUACAUGGCAAUUGUCCUGUACGGCCCGGCCCUUGCACUUCAGCAGGUGACUGGAAUUAAUCUCUGGGCAUCCGUGGUCUCAAUUGGAGCCGUGUGCACUUUCUACACAAGUAUCGGUGGCAUCAAGGCUGUAGUUAUGGCUGACGUAGUCAUGAGCGCCAUCAAGUAUGUCUCUAUCUUUCUCGUGGCUAUUAAAGGAGCCGAAGACGUAGGCGGGGCUUAUGAAGUCUUCAGGAAAAGUUACGACGGUGAAAGACUUCGCGUGAAUGAUUUCUCACCAGAUCCAACUGUGAGACACUCGAUCUGGUCACUGACGAUUGGAGGAACUUUUCUGUGGCUGAACCUAUAUGCAGUCAAUCAAGGUUGGGUCCAGCGUUACCUCAGUAUGCCAAGUGUAGAAUCUGUCCGACGGGCUCUGUGGAUAAACCUGUUUGGAGUUGUGUUCCUUCAGACUGCCCUCUGUUUUGUAGGAUUAGUAAUCUAUGCCACGUACAGCGACUGUGAUCCAUUAUUAACCAGAAGAGUGACUGCGCCUGACCAGCUCAGUCCCAUGCAUGUGAUGGACUCCUUAGGUGCCUAUCCUGGAAUAACCGGACUAUUCGUCUCUGGGAUAUUCAGUGGUGGACUAAGUGCAGUGUCGGCCAGUAUCAGUUCCCUGGCGACAACGACAACAGAGGACAUCGUUCGAGGUUACAUAAAACGGGAUCUGAGCCUCAAGGCUUCGGCAGCGCUCGUCAAACUGUUCACGGUGCUCUUCGCGGUGGUCAUCGUGGCAAUGGUGUACGUGGCUCAGCUCAUGGGAGAUGUACUGCAGGCAGCCCUUUCUGUAGUUGGCAUCGUUGGGGGUCCCACAGUUGGAGUAUUUACGCUGGGAAUGUUCGUGCCCUUCGCAAAUUGUCUUGGCGCCAUUGUGGGUCUGAUCACUGCAACUGGCACAUUAUGCUGGAUUGCAGCUGGAGCCUUUAUUCGACGACCGCUCGCCCACAGGCCACCCGUGUCCGUCGAAGGGUGCAUCAACAUUUACCGUAACAUCACAGGUCUCAAUUCAACAGUCUUACCGACCGUGGACGUGGACCUGCACAAUUCGGGCAUCGAGUUUGCAUACAAGCUCUCUUAUCUAUGGUACAGUCUGAUAGGAGCAUUCAUUGUAAUGGCCCUCGGUUCAUUCAUCAGUCUUCUUACAGUUCGCUGUACAAGAUCGGCUGCCGUAGACGAGAGAUUACUUAGUCCAUUUGUGAGCCGCCGGAAAAUGAGAUCUGCAGGAGCGAAAAAAGACGGCUGUGAAUUUUCAUCGAGCGAAGACUUCCUGAACGACAAGCCAAAGUCCGCAACCUCAGAUAUUUUCUUCAUACCGCCACCAGAGGCUGGAACGACUUCGCCGGUAUCGUAGUGUAUGGAGAAUGAAAAAGAAGAAGAUGAAGGACAAUAUGGA